This is a messenger RNA of Mesorhabditis spiculigera, 543 nucleotides long. The record is from the annotation of a GenBank genome assembly. NCBI's taxonomy places the organism in Eukaryota, Metazoa, Nematoda, Chromadorea, Rhabditida, Rhabditidae.
AUGAAGAUGCUCCUGUGGGCCCUCCCCCUCCUCGCCGUUGCCUUUGCUGAUGAGCCGGCCACCAAGAAGCCGUUCGACCAUGCGGCGGAAGCAGAGCUGCUCAAGUUCGCCAAGUCGGUGGGCCGUGCCAAGGUCGAGCAGGCCGCCGCCGCCGCGGGCACCGUCGAUGAGCGCAUCGCCGCCAUCACCGCCCUGGCCACCAAGGACGACCAAAAGGCGCUGCUCUCCAAGGUCGCCGACACGAUCAAGGAGCGCCUCCAGGCUGCCGUUGAUGUGGAAGCCAAGCUGGUCCCCGAGCAGAAGGCCGUCCUCGAUGCCGCCAAGGCCACCAAGGCCGCACACGACAACGAGGUCGCCCUCAUCAAGAAGCUCAACCACGAGCAGCAAGAGCAGGUCUUCCGCGUCAUCCACCCGCUCCGCCUCCGUGCCCCACACCAGCCCAACCACAAGAAGCCAGCCGGCACCGGCAAACCCUUCCUGGCCCACCACAAGUUCACCGGACGCCCCCAUUUCUCGCACAAGCCGUCCGCUGCCCCGGUCGCC